Molecule: messenger RNA, 1312 nt
Organism: Tuber melanosporum (Perigord truffle)
Lineage: Eukaryota; Fungi; Ascomycota; Pezizomycetes; Pezizales; Tuberaceae
Exons: 1
Coding region: 100-1185 (361 amino acids)
Source: RefSeq, a predicted model, not a curated record
CUGUCAUAUUGUGCUGUUUCACAACAUCCACUCCCCGACCAUCGGGCACCAUACCGGUAUAUCUAUCAAAACACAGACACUCCUUAAGCACCCAUCACCAUGGUCUCCUGGUCAACAAUACAACCCUUCCUCAUCCUAUUAGGACCGAUAAUCUACUCCCGCGGCAAAGCCUUCUACCAAUCCACAAAGCUCCGCGGUCCCCCGAGAGUCCUCACUCCGGGUACCCACCGUAUCUUAAAUAUUCUCUUCGCAACCGGGGUAGUCGCCCUCCUCUCCACCCUCCCAGCCUUCGCUCCUGAAAAUAUCUUCCAAAAGACGGGCUCAAGGUUGCAGAUCCCCACUGAUGUUCUCUUUAACCGGCUUUCCAAGAUACGGGACAUUACGCCUGACGAUGAAAUACUCCGUGCGCGGUUGGUGCCGAAGGAGGCAAGGCUGGCGUACGCCACCUUCGGACCGAAGCCGCUGGUGGAGUGUUCGUGGUGUAGCUUGGAAGAGGCGAAUACCUACCUGUUCUAUGCCUUACCGACUCUUGCGCUACCGCAUCUUCUGCAUAUCGCUGUGUUGGGUGUUGUUACAUCUUCUUACUUCUCCCCCUUCGGGAGUGUGUGGAGGACUCAGGCUACGGUUGCUGGGCUCGCGCUCUUCCUAGCAGAGCUGUGCGUUGUCGGAGUUUCGACAUCAGAUCACAACGCUAAUGCUUUGGCGAAGCUGCCCGCUGACGUGGUCUGGACACACUGGAGGUUGAUCCUUUGGCGUGGGAUUGGGAUUGCGUUUGUGGAUGCUUGGCUAGGUUAUGUUAUCUUUCUCACGGGAACUGGGAGGUGGACCGCGGGCUUAGAUGGGCUCCGUGUGCAGGAGAAAUUGGAGACUCUGAACAAGGCUUCAGAACUUGUCUACGCCAAGCUGCAUUCCGAGAACUUAUUACGACAAACGGUGUUGCGGAAUAAAGACCUGAGAGAGAAGUCCUUUGAGCUCUGGAUGGCGGAGGAGAAGGUUGGGAAGGAAAUCAUGUUGGACGAGGAAGUCAAGAACGUUCGCGCGAACCUCACGUUGGACGUCACGCAACUUACAAAGGGGGCGGCACAAAAGAGCGAGGGGAUGUUGAACACAAUAAGCACUUGGAGAGGACUCCCAGCCCAAGUCCCUCCAACAAGCUUUCCACAACCGUCAACAACUGCGUCUUGAUUACCUAACGUGCAUCCUAUCGCCCACUCUCACGAUCCGUAUCCGCUGCUUUUAUACAUGUGCAUGUGUGUGUGUUUCUAUUUUGUACAUAGUCGUAUAGAAUUCGGAGCUGAGGUUUCUUCCUUUU